Messenger RNA from Hyla sarda, 2553 nucleotides. RefSeq names its product trehalase (gene TREH). Gene Ontology annotation, molecular function: alpha,alpha-trehalase activity. The coding region runs from base 197 to 1984 and encodes 595 amino acids. The transcript has 16 exons. The record is from RefSeq and is a predicted model, not a curated record. Lineage: Eukaryota; Metazoa; Chordata; Amphibia; Anura; Hylidae. Gene Ontology annotation, biological process: trehalose catabolic process.
CUUCUUGCCGCUCAGCAGCAACAACAGCAAUAGCCAUCUGUUCCUGAGCCUCCUCCUGUGUCUGCAGCUUCUCCCAGGACCAACCUUCAUUUGUCCUUGCCUUCUAAGUAUGACAGGGAUCACAAGCUGUAUAGAGGCUUUGUGACACAGUAUUCUAUCCAUCUAGAACUCAUGGCGGAUCUGUUCCCGACGGAGCAUGACUUUGGAGAAGAAACAUAGCUUGCAGUACUCUCUGAGGCAUAUCAUGGACUGGACACGAUGGUUGCUAUCAUUCUUUGUGGUAUUCUGUAUUUUACAGAAACCUAUUCAUACAGUAGACUUUCCUCCUCCAUGUGACAGUGACAUCUAUUGCACAGGAGAUAUCCUCCAUACUGUCCAGCUGGCCAAGAUUUUCAGCGAUGAUAAACAUUUUGUGGACAUGGGUCUCCUGGAAACACCAGCUCAAAUAAAAAAGAAGUUUAAGGAUCUGUUGAAAAGAUCAAGAGGACAAAUCGAUAAAGAUAGGCUUAUUACUUUUGUUAACACAUCCUUUGCUCAACCUGGAACAGAAUUUGAAGAUUGGGACCCGUUGGAUUGGCAUGAGAAUCCUGAGUUCUUGUCUCAUAUUGCUGAUCCAGAGCUCCGUUCAUGGGCUGCAGACCUAAACGAUCUUUGGAAAGUUUUGGGUAGAAAGAUAAGUCAAAAGGUAAAGGAUGAACCAGAACUUCACUCACAAAUCUAUGUUCCGAAUCCUGUUAUAGUACCAGGAGGUCGAUUCAAAGAAUUUUACUACUGGGAUUCCUACUGGGUGAUCAAUGGACUUCUUUUGUCAGAAAUGUACGACACAGCCAAAGGAAUGAUAGAAAACUUCCUGUAUAUGGUGGACAGCUAUGGAUUUAUCCCCAAUGGAGGAAGGGUAUACUAUCUGCGAAGAAGCCAACCACCAUUCCUGACCUUGAUGAUGGAGAGCUACAUGUCAAGUCAAAGUAACAUGACUUUUCUCAGGGAAAGCAUCAACCUACUGGAAAAAGAGUAUGAUUUUUGGAUGACUCAUCGGAAUAUUUCAGUGGAACAAAAUGGAAAGACCUAUACGCUAAAUCGCUAUUAUGUACCAGUAGGUGGUCCGAGGCCAGAGUCAUAUUCUAAGGAUUAUGAGCUAGCUGUAAACCUCACAGCAGAUGCAAAUCAAACUUUUUAUUCAGAGCUAAAAUCAGCUGCUGAGUCUGGUUGGGAUUUCUCAACACGUUGGUUCAUUGGUUCUACAAACACUCUUUUGGACACAAAAACAAGUGAAAUAAUUCCUGUCGACCUCAAUGCCAUCUUAUGUCGGGUUGAAAAAACAAUUGCUAAAUUCUACAAUGAUUUAGAUAUGACUGAGAAGGCAUCUAAAUUUCAGUCUGCCCUGAACCAGCGACUUGAAGCUGUACAGGCUGUACUAUGGGAUGAGAGUCUAGGGAUCUGGCUGGACUAUUCUAUAAAUCAGACUCGGAGGAAUCAAAACUUCUAUCCCACUAACUUGGCUCCAAUUUGGGCUUCAUGCUAUACAGAUCCAGACGUUGUGGAGAAAGCGGUCUUCUAUUUGGAGACAAGUGGCGCACUAUCAUAUCCGAAUGGACUUCCAACUUCUUUAGAAAAUUCUUCCCAGCAGUGGGAUUUUCCAAAUGCCUGGCCACCCUUACAGCACAUGGUGAUAGAAGGUUUGGAGAAGACCCAGUCUAAAAGAGCAAGGGAAAUCGCAUUUAGUUUAGCUCAAAAGUGGGUUAAAGUAAACUUUGAUGCAUAUAAGAAGUACAAAGCCAUGUUUGAAAAAUAUGAUGUUGAAGGUGAUGGCAAACCAGGUGGAGGAGGGGAAUAUGAAGUACAGCUCGGCUUUGGAUGGACCAAUGGAGUAAUUAUGCAGCUGCUGGACCUCUACAGAGCUCGCCUGACAAACUCUGCUAUCAGCACCUCAUUCUCUGGAAUACUUUUCACACUGCCUAUAUUAACCAUUACUUUUUGGGUAUAACCCCACCCCCUUUCCCUAUUUUACUACAUACAUACAUAUUUUUAAUAGGCUAAUUCACUUGAUUGCCUGGCAGUAGAGUCGGUAUAUUUUAUUUUCUUUGUUACUAAGCCUUGUGCACAUUUCUCUUAUUUUCAACAACCAAACAAACACAGAUCAUGCAGUUUCUAAUGACUUUUGUUUCCAUAGUAUGCCUCCUGCCCUUCUCCAUUAAGUGAUGAAACUAGGCUAAAUCCUAAAUCUACUUUCAUAUUUCUUGCUAUUGACUCUUGAGAGAUUUCCUAUGUAUCCGUCUAUAGUCUGCCUAUUACAUUUAUCCCAGGUUUACUAUGACAGACUAGGCUUAGGCUGUUGGAAAUGGUAACAAAUGCAUAUUUCUUUAAUCUAAUAUAUUUACAAAUAAUGCAUUUAGUAUUACCAGACAUGGAGUGGCCUUAAUAAACUUGGUAGAGUUAAUACAAAUGGGAUAUUAUGUAUUGUCUCUGUUAUUAUAUUUUUUCUAUACGUUCCACUGUGACGUGCAUUAUUUGUAUUUUAUAUACAAUUUUAUUUCUUUGAUGAGUAAAAAGCAA